This is a messenger RNA of Linum tenue, 1701 nucleotides long. NCBI's taxonomy places the organism in Eukaryota, Viridiplantae, Streptophyta, Magnoliopsida, Malpighiales, Linaceae. The record is from the annotation of a GenBank genome assembly.
AAUUGGCCUCUGCUGCAGAAUACAGUGACUCACUUUCAAAACUGUGGCUCUCGACCACGCCACCACUUCCAGCGCCACGAUGAGCCCUCCUAACUCCAUGGCUAAUGCCAAUGGCGACGGCAAUGGCGUGUUGAUGAAUGGGGGCAGGGUGGAUUUCGAUCCCAGCGAGGCUCCUCCCUUCAAGAUUGCCGACAUCCGCGCUGCAAUCCCGCCGCAUUGCUGGGUCAAGAACCCAUGGAGGUCGAUGAGCUACGUCCUCAGGGACGCCAUCGUCGUGCUCGGCUUCGCCUUCGCCGCCGCGAAGCUCGACAAUUGGGCUCUCUGGCCGCUCUACUGGGUCGCUCAGGGGACCAUGUUCUGGGCAAUCUUCGUCCUCGGGCACGAUUGCGGACAUGGGAGUUUCUCGGAUAGCAGGAUGCUGAACAAUGUGGUUGGACAUAUCCUGCAUUCCUCAAUCCUUGUACCUUACCACGGAUGGAGAAUCAGCCACAAGACCCACCACCAGAACCAUGGCAAUGUUGAGAAAGAUGAAUCCUGGGUUCCGCUGCCAGAGAAAGUGUACAAGGAGCUGGACACAAGCACCAAGUUCAUGAGGUUCACUAUCCCUCUCCCGAUGUUCGCUUACCCUGUCUACUUGUGGACAAGAAGCCCAGGGAAGAAAGGGUCCCAUUUCAAUCCCUACAGUGACUUGUUCGCCCCACAUGAGAGGCAAGCCGUCUUAAUUUCCACCCUCUGCUGGACAUCCAUGGUCCUACUCCUCCUCUACUCCUCUUUUCUCUUUGGCUUCCUCCCUGUCCUCAAGAUCUAUGGCCUCCCUUACCUCGUAAGUUAUUCUCCUCUACCCUCCCUUCUUCUUUCUUACCACUUUUUACAGCAAGCAGCAAGCAAGUUGAACUGUCUUGUCUGCCAGCCGCCUGGAUGAUGCAUUAUUGUUAAGCUUGACUAUUAGAGGUGUUUUGUAUUAUGCUUUUAUAUUUGUGGCAUGGCUGGACAUGGUGACAUACCUUCACCACCACGGGUACGAGCAGAAGCUGCCAUGGUACCGAGGGAAAGAGUGGAGCUACCUGCGUGGAGGGCUCACAACCGUUGAUCGAGACUACGGGAUCAUCAACAACAUCCACCACGACAUUGGCACCCAUGUCAUUCACCACCUCUUCCCUCAGAUCCCACACUACCACCUCAUAGAAGCGACAAAGGCAGCGAAGCCGGUGCUGGGGAAGUACUACAGAGAGCCAAAGAAGUCAGGGGCAUUCCCGUGGCAUCUGUUCGGCUACUUGGUGAGAUCCCUUGGAGAAGAUCACUAUGUCAGCGACACAGGGGAGGUUGUCUUCUAUCAGUCAGACCCUGAGAUCUUCACAUUCUCCAAGCCCAAGUCCAACUGAUGAAGGAGAGUGAGACUCUCACUCCACCUCACCAAUGUAGUUUAAAAACGAUGUCAUAAAAUGUAAAAACGUACGUUUUUUUACGUUUUAGACCAGGCCAGCCAAACCCAUCAGUUUCUACAUAAAAACGUUUUGUGUGCAAAAAACGUCAAAGAAUGCAAUAAAACGUACGUUUUUUGUACGCCUCUGAACAACAUCUGAAAUUGCUGAUCAGCAGCUAAAUCGACGCCUUUUUCUUCCUGUAUUAACGUCUCAACGACCACCGACUCUCUACCUCCUGAGCGUCUGGGGUUAAUAUUGAAUCCUCGUGGUGGCAGCA